GUGGGGGACCAGACAUUUGCAGUGUGUGGGUCGUUGCGGUCACACACACACACACACACGUCGUCAUCGUCUUCAUUGCCGUCGUCAUCGUCGUCACAUCGUCAGCCCGAGGGUUGCUACGUCUCCCUCUCCCAGCUUCCCUCACUAGUACCUCCUCCCUCUCAACACACGCACCUCAACUCUCCCCAAGUCCUUUCCAGUAAAAUUAUUUGAUCCAAUACUCUUAUACUUUACCCUAAAUCCUUUACCUUAACCCUCUACAUCCUCCUGCUGCUCCUCCACCCCCUUCCACUGCCUCUCUCUUUUCCCGGAAAAGGGAAGCUGGAGACCCAGCAAAGGGCAGGUGAAGAAGGAACCUGUUGACUGAGGGUGACCACACACACACCUGUUGCUGUGAGAGCACUCCCAGCCACCACCCACACAAGGAAAUCUCUCUUCCUGUGGCAGGAUGCACUUCCUGCCGAUGUGGGUGCUGGCGGUGGUGGGUUGGGUGGCGGCUGCUGCAGCCCCUGGAGUCCUCCCUAGGAACCCUGAGGACGGGGAGGACCUAGGUCCCGCCCUCAGGGACCUAGCAAGACGCAAGAGAGGCAAUGCUAAGUCCAGCAUCCCAUACUCUAACUACAGACCCGUGGCUGGUAUUCACAGGUACCGAUACCCACUCUACCGAAAGAGGUCCUACAGACCCCAGUACGACUACGAGGACGAGGUUCUCCUGCCAGAGGUUGAAGAAGAGGUUAUGGAUUACGAUGACUAUUACCAAGCACCUUCACUCUUCAGAGAGAGGAACCGCCAGCAACAACAGGAGCGCAAUAAGAAAGAGCUUCUUAUGGAAGACGACGGGUACUUCACUGAUGAAUAUAAUCCUGAGCAGUUGCAGCUGACUCCCAGCCGCGUGCCCUUGAGGAAAAAGGACUACCUCUACCACUUGAACAACAUGCCUUACUCUGACCUCGAGCGCCUUAAUUACAUGUACGAGAUGGGAAAGCGCGAUUCCGAUUUUCUCGAUGACCCUCACGACUUCGAAGCACUUGACCAGGCACACGGAGGCCGCAAAACUCUCAUGCCUACACCCACAGAGCAAUUUUACGAUGCAAUUGACUCAAUAAGGAAAAAGAAAGCCAUGUAUGGCGGCAGCUCCUCCUCAUAUGACAUGGAUGACUCUUCAGACCAUCUCCAGAAGCUGAAGAACUUUUUGACAUCUGCUGCAGGGAGAUACUGGAGGGUACGAGACGCCCAGGAGAUGGCCGCCAGGGACCCCAUGAUCAGGAAGAAGAGAGACACUGGCGCCACCCCCACCACCACCACUCCACUGGCUACUACGACAAACUCAAGCAAUACAUCCUCGCCUCAGGCUAAACCAACCACCACAGUCUCCACCCAUUAUCAGGCUCAGCUGGCUACCGACCGCAAGAAGAGAGCCUUCAGCGACUACUUCAGGUGGGAGAAGAGAGGAGAAGAUCCUAAGGACCUGGAUGACUUCCUGACGCGGGAGUAUUUCAAGAGCAUCGCGCGUUCAGUGGGCCAGAAGAAGAAGAGAAUGGCUUACGCUCAGUUCGAGGCUGACAAACGAUCUUCAGGCAUCGAGGAGUUUCUCGAGAACCCGUCCAUGCUGCAGUACAUGCAGGCAAAACUUAAAGAGGCUGAGGAGGAGGUGGCGGAGGAGGCUGAGGCUGAGAUAGCCGGGAGUGGAGACACAGAGAACCUCCUCACCAACAUCGUAGUGCGUCUCGACGCUCUGGAGCGCAUGCGCGAAGCUCUCAGUCAGCUGGAGGAACUACAGCAGCAGGAUGACCUUCAUGUUCAGAGGAAGAGGGCAGAAGCAGUGCCAGCAGCACACAAACAGCAACAGCAGCAGGCGACACAGAGGAGAGCCCAACAGCAGCAGCAGCAGCAGCAGCAGCAGGCGACGCUGCAGAAAGCCCAGCAGCAGGAGACUAAGAGGAGAAAGAAAUCGGAGGGUAACAUGAACCUGGGGAGACUACGACGGGAUAAAGACGAUCUUCAUCAACUUUUUAUGGGUAACACCAGGGAAGACUGUCCGGUGCUAGAAAGGAUCCUGCUGAACUGUGUGGGUGUGAGUGAUGUGGUGGGUGACCAGGAACGCUCCUUCCUUGACUCCUGUCUGCGUCACGAAGUGUGUUAUAUGUGUGGUGCUGGCCUAGCAGUAUCACAACACGAAUGCGAUGCAGUUCUCUCCUCGUCGCUGGAAAAGGCGUGCUCCCGCAACCUGGACUGCUUGAGCGCUGCAGGAAGCACCUUCAACCUGCUGAGCGACGCUGGACGCUACGACCAAGACGGUACCUGCACCCACGACCCCUGUGUCAGACAGUUCCUCGAGUCCCGCUGAGCUGUCUCGCUCCUUCACUGAUGGGGACAGGAUACAUCGAGGCUGCGGAGCUUUCGUUUUAAAUUAAGACUUUGUUUUCAGGUGUGUGUGUAUGUGUGAGAUAUAGAAAGGGCUUUCUUUGUUGGUUUUUGUGGUGGAUUUGAUGAUUUAAAUUGUGACCCGGUGUGUUUGUGAUGGUAAAGGUAGUGAGGUAUGUUGGAUUUUGGAUAGCUAUUGCCAGUGAUCACUUUCUGUGAUGAACAGAGAAAAGUUGUAUUUAGAGAAUUGGUAUAGGAAGUAGUAUUUAUGCAUUAUAGUCUCUUAACUCUGCAGGAAUGAAAAAUGGUGAUGGCUGAUAUGCAAAGCUUCAUUUGGGAUUUUUUAUUUUCAUUUGGCUUUAUGGAACAUUCUGGAGGGAGAUAGAGGUAUGAGCCGUAUCAAAUUUUAGAUUUGUUUUAGCAAUGAAGCUGAACUGGGUAUCCGCUUAAGUCACUGGAAGCUUCAUGUAGCUAAUAUUAAUAUACACGAAGCUCUAUCUCCACGUGGGUCAUUGAGAGGAAAAUAUGUUGGAGAGUCGAACCUUGUCCAGGUACUGAGGGUGUAAACAGGCGGAACAUAUUUUCAUGAAUGACCAAAUUUUCACCCAGUGAAACAGCGAUUUAUGUUUCAGUUUCUCAGGCACAGAGCUUUAACUCAGUUAAUGGAUAGUUUAGGUUUAGAAAAAGAGAACUGCAUCAAUGGUUGAUUUAAUAGGGACAGAUACGAGAUAAACAAAGAAUGUAUGAGGUGCUUGUGUUAGUAAGUCUCCAGUCUCUCUCUCAGAAACAAAGGGAAUGCACUUCGCAUUUAUAUUUAGGAAGUGAAAUACAUACGUUUCCCCUACAAGUGAGUGUAAGAGACAAUAUUCAUGUGUCUAUAAGACUUUGUGCAUUAUAAUCCAGAUAUUUCAGAAUAUAGGCUUGCUGUUUACCCAAGCCUUAUUAUCAGAGCCAAUAGCCGACGUAUUCUGAAAAGCACGAUCAAUUAUCUGCUACUCGAAGACUAUUAUCCAUGUUUAUGUCGCUGUGUGUCUGUCAUUUCCUCCCCUCUGUCUGUGAAGAUUAUUGUAUGGAAUAAAUCAAUAAAUUUCAGAGCCAUGCGAAAUAUUUAUAUGGGUAACGAAACCCUGAAAUAGGCGACACUGUUGUCACAUUUGUUUUGUGCUAACGAGAGGCUUCUGGGUAGGUUUGAGGAAGCUCUUGUGACAGUAAUCCAUCUAUAUUUCUUACUUUUUUAAGU
Cherax quadricarinatus is the source of this 3604-nucleotide messenger RNA. The record is from RefSeq and is a predicted model, not a curated record. Lineage: Eukaryota; Metazoa; Arthropoda; Malacostraca; Decapoda; Parastacidae.